AUGUUGUAUUUGAGCUCAAUAUCAAAUUAAAUAUUAUUGGAAUAUCCUAAAUCUUUUUAAAUUUUGUCAAGAUUAAAAUAACAAUUCUUAAAAGAUAAAUUUACUUUUAAAAUUAAUGUGAAAACCUUAAAUUUUACUAAUUAUGGAGAUUUAAUAAAAUAGAAGUUAUUAGCAUAGUUUAGGUAUGUUCUAGCUUCAAUAAAUACUAUUUUAGAAAUUGAUUAAGCAUAAAGAUUGUUUUGUAUUGGAGCUGAACUAAAUGAUUUAAUAAGAUGUUUAAAAGUGAGUCCAUUGUAUUAAAUAAAAUUGAAUUAUUAUUUGGAUGAAGUAAAUCCUGAACAUAUUCCUUUCAUUAAUGAAUUUAUUAAAUAUUGCCCAAAAAAUUUAUAAUUCUUAUUAAUCCAAGUAGAAUCUAGUAAUGUACAAUAAAUGCAAGUCUGUGUAGAAAGAAAUAAUAUUCUAACAGCCUUUUCUUAUUCAUAUUUUUAAAUUAUACAAUAAUACAAAAAUAAAUCUGUAGUAGCUUAAUAAAAAACCUUGAUAAUAGAUGAAAAUUUUUUAAAGUUAGAUAUGUACAAUUUUGAGUAGUUUUAUUUUGAAGUUUCUGGUAAUCUUAAUUUAAAAAGUUGUCAUAAACUCUUUGAAAAGUUCGAUUAAUUGAAAGUUUUCAAGGCAUCUAUUUUCAAUAAUGCAGAAAUUCAGACUUUUGAAUUUUCUUAGAAUUUAAGAAGUAAAGCAUUGAAUAUUCUGGAUAUUACUUGUGAAAAUAUUAUAUUAAACUUUAAUGAAUAUCCUUUUAAUAAUUUAAAGUAAUUUAAGAUGAUUUUGAAAAGGUGUGAAUUUAACAAAGAGGAACUUAAAAGGAUAUUAUAAGGUUUAAAUAACAAUACAGAGGGGGUUUAUAUAGAUAUGUCUUAAUGUUUGUCGCGCUUUACAGUAAUUGAAUAGAAAGACUUAGUAAGAGGAUUAGAAAUUAAGAAGAUUGAUGCUUUCAUAAAAAUUUGA
This is a messenger RNA of Paramecium pentaurelia, 1005 nucleotides long. The record is from the annotation of a GenBank genome assembly. NCBI's taxonomy places the organism in Eukaryota, Ciliophora, Oligohymenophorea, Peniculida, Parameciidae.